AACCUAGACGUAGGUCUCAAUAUUUUCCAAUCCAUAUCCAACAAGAAACUCUUUAGCAGAACAAUCUGUAGGUUAUUACAAUUAACUACUAAUUAACAUUAUGGAAGGGUUGUGCAAGAACAAGAUCUCAUUAGCCCUACUUUUAAUUUGCCUAGUAGGGUUAGCCCGUGCCCAAGACGCCCCAGAUGACUACGUGAAAGCCCACAACGCAGCACGAGCGGCGGUUGGCCUCGACACCUUGGACUGGGACGAAGGCCUAGCAGAUUCCGCAAAAAACUACGCGAACCAACGCGCCGGCGACUGCGACCUUGUGCAUUCGGAUUCAGGCCCUGGUGAAAACCUUGCAAUGAGCCCUGACGGAGACUUGACGGCGAAAUUGGCUGUGGACCAAUGGGUGGCGGAGAAGGCCGAUUAUGAUUACAAGACCAACACCUGCGCCCCUGGGAAGCAGUGUGGCCAUUAUACGCAGGUCGUUUGGCGUGACACGGGGCUUGUUGGGUGUGCCAAAGUCCAGUGCGCCUAUGGAGGUUCCUAUGUCGUUUGCCACUAUGAUCCUGCAGGGAACUCUGUUGGGGAGAAGCCUUACUAAUAGGCUUAAUUGAUCACAGUGUGUGCCUGAAGGGAUCCUGGCAAUUUUUAUUUUUAUUUUUAUUUUUGGUCCAUUAAUAAUAUUGAUUUAUUUGCUACAUCAAUUUAUCAAAAAAUACUUUAACCCAUUAGGUCCCGUUUGGUUAAUGAGAAAAGAGGCUUGGAGAUGGGAAA
Messenger RNA from Prunus avium (sweet cherry), 762 nucleotides. RefSeq names its product pathogenesis-related protein PR-1 type-like. Lineage: Eukaryota; Viridiplantae; Streptophyta; Magnoliopsida; Rosales; Rosaceae. Gene Ontology annotation, cellular component: extracellular region. The record is from RefSeq and is a predicted model, not a curated record.